This is a messenger RNA of Serendipita indica DSM 11827, 645 nucleotides long. The record is from the annotation of a GenBank genome assembly. NCBI's taxonomy places the organism in Eukaryota, Fungi, Basidiomycota, Agaricomycetes, Sebacinales, Serendipitaceae.
AUGCGGCUCGUGUCUGUGAUUGGCAUUCUGCUCGCAGCGACGCUUCAUGUCUUUGGAUUGCACUUCUAUCUCGAUUCCGACGAGGAACGCUGUUUCAUCGAGGAGCUACCGAGCGGGACAAUCGUCGAGGGACACUACAAGGCGCUAGAAUGGAAGGCAGACGAGAACAAAUACAUCCUCAAUCCAGAAAUUGGGCUCAAUAUCGAGGUUGAUGAAGUUGCGACUGGAGACAGUGUCGUCAAGACUCUGGGUCCGCCAGAGGGCAAGUUUACCUUUACCUCGCAUGAAGCAGGCGACCAUACCAUUUGCCUCUCGACUAACCAGACGAGCGGAUGGUUCAGUAGCUCUCAUAUACGACUCUACUUGGACAUUGCCGUUGGAGCUGCCCGCCAUGAUGUCGAAAAGGACAGGGCACACGCCAACAAGCUCUCAGACAAGCUACGAGAGCUCAACGACAAGCUCGACGGCAUUCGACGGGAGCAACAGUACCAACGAGAACGAGAGGCUCAAUUCCGCAACCUCUCUGAAUCCGUCAAUGCAAAAGCAAUGUGGUAUAUGCUCAUCCAAGCCUGUGUCCUUGUCGUCACGUGCUACUGGCAACUUCGGUUCCUACGCUACUUCUUCGCAGACAGAAAGGGAUUAUAG